This is a messenger RNA of Rotaria sp. Silwood2, 873 nucleotides long. The record is from the annotation of a GenBank genome assembly. NCBI's taxonomy places the organism in Eukaryota, Metazoa, Rotifera, Eurotatoria, Philodinida, Philodinidae.
AUGAGUAUCGGUGUUGGUAUUUCACGUCCAGGAACUGAAUCAAAAACAAAUCGAGAAGAUACUUAUAGUGAACAAUUAUCUGCUAUACCAGAAUUUGCCCAUUUGGGUCCAAUAUUCAAAUCAUCAUUACCAGUUGAUUUAACUGAAAGUGAAGUUGAAUACGUUGUACGAUGUAUAAAACAUGUUUUUAGUCAUUAUAUUGUUUUUCAAUUCGAUAUAAAUAAUACACUAAAUGAUCAAUUAUUAGAACGAGUAACUGUUCAAAUGGAUGGAUCAGCUGAAGGUUUUGAAAUUGUUCAUUAUACUUCUUGUCAAGUUAUUAAAUGUAAUGAUACGGGUACAACUUAUACAUUAGUUAAAUUACCUGAUGAUUCAUCAGCUGUAACUGGUACAUUGGCAUGUACAAUGAAAUAUACAGUUAAAGAUUGUGAUCCAUCAACAGGUCUACCAGAUGAUGAAGAAGGUUAUGCUGAUGAAUUUGUGCUUGAAGAUAUUGAAAUAACAGUUAGUGAUCAUGUACAAAAAGUACUUAAACCAAAUUGGUCUGCUUCAUGGGAAGAAAUUGGAGCUGAAAAUGAACUUGAAGAUACAUAUACAUUAUCAAUUCCAACACUUGAAGAAUGUGUGAAGAAAAUAAUAAGUUACAUGGGAAUGCAAGCAUGUGAACGAUCAGACAAAAUUCCAGAAGGCAAAGCAUCACAUACACUUUAUUUAGCUGGUGUCUAUCGUGGUGGACAUGAUGUACUUGUUCGAGCAAAAAUGGCAUUGGGUGGUACAACAGCAGAUCCAGGAGCACAAGCAAUUGCCAUGCAAUUAACAAUACGUUCGACAGAUGAAUCAGCUGUGCAAGUUAUUGCUUCAGCAGUCGAAUAA